Messenger RNA from Dichotomopilus funicola, 819 nucleotides. RefSeq names its product necrosis inducing protein-domain-containing protein. The coding region runs from base 1 to 819 and encodes 272 amino acids. The record is from RefSeq and is a predicted model, not a curated record. NCBI's taxonomy places the organism in Eukaryota, Fungi, Ascomycota, Sordariomycetes, Sordariales, Chaetomiaceae. The transcript is spliced from 2 exons.
AUGCCCCAACUCACCCCAACCGCCCUCCUGCUCCUCGCAGCCGGCGCCCUCGCGGCCCCUCCCGCACCCCCUCUAUCCCUCCUCUCCCUCCUCCCCCGCGCCGUCAACCCGCCCACCGCCCUCCCCCAAUCCGCCACCGCCAACGACCUCCGCUGGCAACCCUCCCUCGACUUCGACACCGACGGCUGCUACAACGUCCCCGCCAUCGACGCACAAGGCAACAUCGCGCAAGGGCUGGAGCACAACUUUGUCGGUCUCUCGUCCGACUGCCGUGACCCGUCCGACCUGGACAACAACAAUGUCUACUCGCGCCAGCGGUGCAACAGCGGGUGGUGUGUGUAUCUGUAUGGGUACUACUUUGAGAAGGAUGUGGCCGUGGCGGAUUUUAUUGAUGUUGGCCACACGCAUGACUGGGAGCAUAUUGCCGUGUGGGUGAGUGAUGAGACGGGCAAGGCCGAGUGGGUGGGCGCGUCGCAGCAUGGGGGGUUUGAGAUUAAGGCGGCGGCCGAUGUGCGCUGGGAUGGGGAACACCCUAAGAUGGUGUAUCACAAAGACGGCGCAAGCACGCACUGCUUCCGCUUCGGCAACACGGACGACGACAACAUCGAGAACGCCAAGGGCGUGUGGUUCCGCGGCGCGCUGGUCUCGUACAACGGCUUCCCCUCGGCCGACCUGCGCAACGCGCUGUUCGCGCACGACUUUGGCAAGGCCACGAUCGGGUUCAAGGACGACACGUUUGCUUCCCACAUCAACUCGGCCAAGCCGGGGUCGGUGUCGUUUGAUGUUAACACGGAUAACGGCUCGCCGGGUACUCCUUAG